Messenger RNA from Camelina sativa (false flax), 3253 nucleotides. RefSeq names its product ubiquitin carboxyl-terminal hydrolase 20. Gene Ontology annotation, biological process: protein deubiquitination. Gene Ontology annotation, molecular function: cysteine-type deubiquitinase activity. The record is from RefSeq and is a predicted model, not a curated record. NCBI's taxonomy places the organism in Eukaryota, Viridiplantae, Streptophyta, Magnoliopsida, Brassicales, Brassicaceae. Gene Ontology annotation, cellular component: cytosol; nucleus.
UGUAGCCAAAGGACAAUCUUUAUGAGCAGAAACCAGAAGAAGUUGCACCGGUUAUUUCUGCUGUGUCUAUAACUAACAACGGGGAAAGCAAAUCAUCAGCUGGUUCAUCGUUUGCAUCUCGGUUUGAGUACAAUGACGACUUCCAAUCUGGAGGAAAAAGUGGUGGUGUUGGUACUCAAGUGCUUAACCAUGUUGCUCCACCAAAGUCGUCAGGUUUCUUUUCAGAUUUUGGAAUGGACAGUUCUUUCCCCAAGAAAUCAAGCUCCAACUCGUCAAAAUCUCAAGUUGAAGAAUCGGAUGAAGCAAGAAAGAAGUUCACAAACGCAAAGUCCAUUUCUUCAGCACAGUACUUUGGGGAUCAGAACAAAAAUGCUGAUAUGGAAUCAAAAGCUACUCUUCAGAAGUUUGCAGGUUCAGCAUCUAUCUCAAGCGCUGAUUUUUACGGUCACGACCAAGAUGAUUCCAAUAUUGAUAUAACUGCUAGCGAUCUCAUUAACCGGCUUUCUUUCCAGGCGCAACAAGACAUAUCGUCGCUGGUGAACAUAGCAGGUGAAACAAAGAAGAAGCUUGGAACUUUAGCUUCCGGUAUCUUCAGUGAUAUUCAAGACAGAAUGCUGUGAGAAAGAAGAACACAAGCUCUCUCACAUGUUUUUGUUUUUACCGAGAAAAAAAAAGAGAGAGAGAGAGAGAGAUUUAUAAAACCCUAAAAAUCAUGGCGAUUCGAUUUUCCCUCCCAAUUCAAAUCCUCUCCUAAGUCUCUUCCUUCUUCCGCCGAUCUCUCUCUAAUCAAAGUUGCAUCGGAAUCUCGACUUUUCAUCCUCCAAAUUGACGAAACCCUAAUUUUGGUUGAAAUCGAACCCUUGAAGACGAUGUUGGUGGCUAAUUCCGACGUUUCUUCUUCGAUUCUCUCUCGUACUCCGUUAAUCCCCAACUCGAUCGAAACCCUAGACGAGAUUGAGGACUCGCCUUCACCUUCGCCUUCGCCGCAAAUCCCGUCGACUGAUGCUGAUGUUGUUAAUGUUCAGUCAUUAGCUCUUACGUCUCCCGAUCGAGAUCGUGAUUCGCCUCCGAACUUCGAUGAGUAUACCUCUUCGUCUUCUUCCGACGAAACCCAAUUCGUUCCUUCUCCGAUCAAUUUCGAUUACGAUGAGAUCGGCAACGGGACUCAACGCCUGCUAGAGUCACAGGUUCGAAUUGGGGGUAAUUCGCAAACUCUUGACGAUUUGGACGAUGUUAUGUGGGACGGGUCCUCGUCUGAUGAUCACCGGGAGAAUAAUAGCCAACCUUGGACGCCUAAUGUCUCUCCUGGCUUUGGAAGUGAUGAUGAUGAUAACAACUCCAACUCUAAGAAGGAAUGUAGCGAGCCUUUGUUGUCUGGGUUCAUGCAAAGACCUCUGAAGAUCGAUGAGCCCGUCACUGGUGUUGGAGCUGGGCUUUGGAACUUAGGGAACACUUGUUUCUUUAAUUCGGUUUUGCAGUGUUUCACUCACACUGUGCCACUUAUCGAGGGCCUUCGUUCAUACAAAUAUCAAGAUCCCUGUAACUGUGGUAAUGAGUUCUUCUGUGUUAUAAGGGCUCUUCGAACUCACAUUGAUUUUGCACUGAGGCCUGAAAGAAUUCCAAUGGCUCCGGAUUAUUUUCUUCACCAUCUUAAUUAUUUUUCGCCUGACUUCCAGCGUUAUCAGCAAGAAGACGCUCAUGAGUUUCUGCAAGCAUUUUUGGAUAAGUUGGAGAGAUGUUGUUUGGAUCGAACAAGUUACCGCAGCUAUGUCUCUUCUCAAGAUGCCAACUUUGUUGACCAGGUCUUUGGAGGUCGUCUCAUCAGUGGGCUCCGUUGCUGCAACUGCAACUCCAUCUCUGAUACAUUUGAAAAGUCUGUUGGGUUGAGUUUGGAAAUUGAAGAUAUGGAUACCCUGGAGAGUGCACUAGAAUCCUUUACCCGUGUGGAAAAACUUGACGAGCAAUUGACAUGUGAUAACUGUAAUGAAAAAGUCUCAAAGGAGAAGCAACUCUUGCUUGAUAAGCUUCCUCUAGUUGUCACAUUUCAUCUGAAGAGAUUCAAGAACAAUGGAUUUUAUAUGGAGAAGAUCUUCAAGCAUGUCAAGAUCCCAUUGGAGUUAGACUUACAGCCAUAUAUGAGGGAUAAAGAGGAAAACGAUGUUCCUACAAAAUACCAUCUUUAUGCUCUUGUGGAGCAUCUCGGGUAUUCAGUAACCUAUGGACAUUACUUGUCCUAUGUGAGGUCUGCUCCCAAGAUAUGGCAUCAAUUUGAUGACGUGAAGGUUACCAGAAUCGAUGAAGAUAGUGUACUGUCACAGGAUUCAUACAUUCUUUUUUAUGCACGGGAAGGAACUCCAUGGUUUUCUAGCAUCGCUGAACAGAUGCAGCCAUUGCUUCCAUUGCUUGAAGCGAGUUUAGCGAAUUCUUCGCCAAAGUCUGUGCUUGAUUCUUCUAACGGGGAGUGUUUAUCAGAGAUCAGUUAUGAGAAUGUCGAUAAAUCCAGCAAACCCUGCGACUCAGCGGGAGUGUCUAACCAACAUGGCAAGACAGAAGAAGAUUUUGUAUCCCUCUCUAACGAGCUAAACGAAGAUGUGUUUCUAUCUGCUGAGUCUUCUAGUGACGAGGAUUCUUCUAUGCCAGAGCUUAUGGACCCUCUUGAUACUGAUGAUCCUUACGUUCCAGGGAGUGAAAAAGAACCCAAUACUUGUUUAGCCAUUGAAAGAGCUACCACUGGUGAUGAUUUUUUCCCUCUGCUGAUGGUUGAAGAUCAGGACUCAUUCCAAAAACACCAAGAUUCUGCAGAAGGAACUUUUCGAAUGCAGCUCAAGCAAAUGGAAGAAACCGCACAGAACCAAGAAAAGCCUUGGAAGCAGCCGUUAUUAAUAAGUGACGUUGCAGUUUCCAAGGAAGCAGAAUCUGUUAAUGGAGACCUCAUGAAGAAACCUUCACCUCGUGCUAGAGAUUUGUUGGAUCAAUCGGUUUCUACAACAACUGGUUCUCCACCCAAAAAAUUGAAAACAACAUGAGAGGGAGAGGGAGAGGUAUCUUGUUGACUUUCUUGAUCGCUUAUUAGCUUCUAGGUGUUCUAAAGAUGGGGGUAAUGACUUUUGAUUAGAGACUUAAAUCAGGCUUAAUUCGUUUUCGGUUUUGUGCAUACUGCAUAGUAGUAGUUAUGCUACUCUGGUGUUGACUUGGUUUUUAAUGAUAAGAAGCAAGGAUUCAGAAUCUAAUUAAGUUUUAUAGAUUUUGUUAA